AACACCAACACCAACCACCAGCCGGAACACUAAAACUAGGUCUCAAACACUUUUGACAGCCCACUCCGCAUCCCGGCGGUUUAGCUGAUUGCGGUCCCCGAUUUGCUUAUCCUGAUCGGCGGUGCCACUUCAGGCAGUUGCAGCCUCGGCGCCCGCGGAACCCCAGUUUAGGUGGCGAGCUGGUUGAACUGGUGCCUGGCGACCGUUAUCCAAGCUUAAUUAUCCUAAUUCAUUCGUGACUCACGCCCCGCCGGGAUAAUUCUUCUCUGGCCCCCAUACUAAUAACCGCAUGCUUGACUCUCUGACCUGUCAGAAGCUUAGCUUCCUCAGGUCGCCCCCCUGCCCUAACCACCACCCGGCAGGUCGAAGCGCUGCUUGAAUUAAGGAUUGAUGAAUGAAUUGAUUAUUGAUCCUGAUCGCGGCCCGCAUGACAGCUCCCCGUCAACGCUCGUAUACGGGCUGCUGGUCAUGUCGCCGGCGGCGGCGCAAGUGCGAUGGAGCCCGGCCCAGCUGUCGCAAUUGCGAGAGGCGCGGUACCCCCUGUGAGGGCUAUGAAGUGCGUUUGAGAUGGGGUGCGGGCAUUGCGUCGCGUGGGCAUUUUGCUGGUGCUGAACGGCCUGUUUUGGGUGCUCUUGACAGUAGCCCUAGCCCUAGGGUGUCUGUUGCUGGAUCUGAGACUGUCGCUGGUUCUAGUGAGCCCCGGCCACAGCAGUCUACUCCUGUACCUGGACCGGAAAAUGUAGAGCUGCAAGCCAGUGAACUGCUCCAGAAGUUUUUCCACUCCGGCCACCAUGACCUGCUUUCUAUACGAGAGUCUCGAGAUGUAUUCAAAACAAUGGUCGAGAUAUGGUGCCAGGAAUCCAAAGCCUGCGCUGCAGUCUGCGUCGCCCUGCAAACCCUCCUCGAGCCAGAAGUACACGCCCAGUUCGAAGAAUACUUCGACAUCGCCCUGCAGCGCUUCCGUGCGGAAAUGGCUCACACGGAUGUCCUGAGCCAGGGGACUCUGGCUGCAGGGAAUCUACUUUGCACCGUUAGUUUCUUCCAUGGUAAACCGUGGACUUUCCACGUCCACGGCCUCUACGAGCACCUCACCCACUCCCCGCCCGACAGCAGUAUCUUGCACGCCCGCGACCCAGCUUGUCACUCUCUAAUCGGUUCUCUCGGGAUAAUGGACCUCCCGCCCUUCGUCGCCGGUCGUCGCUCACCACCAAUGCAUAUCUGGUACCACCACUGCCGGGGGAGCUCUCGCACGUGGCUUGGUCCAGUCAGUACAGGGGGAAUUGAGCCGAUCACAGGCCUGCCGCGAUCGCUGAUUGACUUGUUCUCAUGUAUUGGGUUUAGUCCGGACCAGGAUAUCGAAAGCGGGUUUUGGUGCUGGCCUGGUGAGGAGGGGAGUGCGGCGCAGAUGCAGCUUUGGGAGGCGUACCAGUUUGCGGGUAUUCUUGCUGUGAGGAGGAACUCUCAUCCUGGAGUGGGAGUAAGUGGAAACGAAUCAACGUCGAAUGAGGUUGUAAUUGGCCGGAUCGUCGGUGCAAUCGAGGCCUUGAACCGUGCAGCUCCGGAUAUGGACGAGGAUGAUGAAGUGGUGUUCAAUGCUAUUCGGUAUCCGCUUGUCAUUGCGGGUUCGGAUGUUGAUGUUAUGCGUGCACAUCCGGAGUGGAGGGGUAUGAUUGAGGGGACGCUCAGGACACUUGUUGAAGAGGAUCCUUAUGCGCAAUGUAAGUUGACGCUUGAUGUGUUGAGUGAAGUAUGGUCGUUGUGGGAGCAGGGGAGGGAUGUUGGCGUUGCGGAGCUAGCAUUUGAGAGGGGGGUGGAGCUUUAUCUUGUUUCUUGAUUUGUGUAUUAGUUGUGUGGAUACUCUCAUGAUUUGUUGUAUAUAGUUGAAAAGUAUAGACCCCUUCUCGCCUCGUUAUUGUGCCUUUGAUAUCAGACGUGGAAUGCGGAGAUAUUGCUACCAGGAGAAUUACAUUUCUAACCAGACCCAUUGCGAUAAUGCAAUAUGGGGCAUUUAUCUG
Molecule: messenger RNA, 2015 nt
Organism: Aspergillus versicolor CBS 583.65
Lineage: Eukaryota; Fungi; Ascomycota; Eurotiomycetes; Eurotiales; Aspergillaceae
Product: Zn(II)2Cys6 transcription factor
Exons: 3
Coding region: 428-1834 (468 amino acids)
Biological process (GO): positive regulation of transcription by RNA polymerase II
Cellular component (GO): nucleus
Molecular function (GO): transcription cis-regulatory region binding; zinc ion binding; DNA-binding transcription factor activity, RNA polymerase II-specific
Source: RefSeq, a predicted model, not a curated record